GAAGAAACUGUGAAAGUGAAGAAGAAACAGAUAAACAAUGGCUUUCAAGUGCCCACCUUUUGACUUCUCAGCUGAGUAUUACCAUCUUUCUGGGAACACUUGUGUGAGGCAGAGCAGCUUCUUUGGAGGCAAAGCAGUUCUCAAUCAGAGUGUUGGUUACUCUGUCAUUCUUGGGUUUGGAGCAUUCUUUGCUGUCUUUACUUCGUUUCUGGUGUGGCUGGAAAAGAGAUAUGUGGGAGCAAGUCACACUUCAGAAUGGUUCAACACUGCAGGAAGGAAUGUCAAAACAGGUCUUAUUGCCAGUGUGAUUGUAUCUCAGUGGACAUGGGCAGCAACUAUCUUACAGAGUUCGAACGUGGCGUGGCAAUAUGGAAUCAGUGGUCCUUUCUGGUAUGCAAGUGGUGCUACCAUCCAGGUACUCCUGUUUGGUGUAAUGGCAAUAGAGAUAAAAAGGAAAGCUCCAAAUGCCCACACAGUAUGUGAAAUUGUGAAAGCAAGAUGGGGAACUGCUGCUCAUAUAGUGUUCCUAUGCUUCUGUUUCUUGACAAACAUUAUUGUAACUGCCAUGCUUCUCCUUGGUGGCUCUGCUGUGGUCAAUGCACUCACUGGAGUCAACAUUUAUGCUGCAAGCUUUCUUAUACCUCUCGGCGUUGUUGUCUAUACUUUAGCAGGAGGGCUGAAGGCUACUUUCUUGGCCAGCUAUAUUCAUUCUGUCAUAGUUCAUGUAGUUCUAGUCAUCUUUGUUUACCUCGUCUACGUCGCAAGCAGCAAGCUUGGUAGUCCGAGCCUUGUGUAUGAACGUCUCUUAGAGGUUGCAAGCAAAUCAAGAAGCUGCCAAUACCCACUCUCUAAUGUUGGUCAAUCUUGUGGUCCUAUUCUUGGGAACUUCAAGGGUUCAUAUGUGACCAUGCUUAGCUCCAGUGGUAUUGUGUUUGGCAUUAUCAACAUUGUCGGCAAUUUUGGUACAGUUUUUGUUGACAACGGAUACUGGGUAAGUGCCAUUGCAGCAAGACCAUCAUCAACUCACAAGGGCUACUUAUUGGGUGGAUUAGUCUGGUUUGCAGUACCCUUCUCUUUAGCAACAUCACUUGGUUUAGGGGCACUGGCCCUUGAUCUCCCCAUAACAGAAAGCGAAGCAAGCCGUGGCCUUGUGCCACCUGCUACAGCUAUUGCAUUAAUGGGAAAAGGAGGAUCAAUUGUUCUCCUUAUUAUGCUUUUUAUGGCUGUAACAUCUGCUGGUUCUUCUGAGCUAAUUGCAGUAUCGUCGUUAUGUACAUAUGACAUCUACCACAUGUACAUAAACCCGAAUGCAACUGGAAAACAAAUCCUUAGAGUUUCAAGGGCGGCUGUUCUUGGGUUUGGAGGCUUAAUGGGUAUUUUAGCAGUGAUAUUGAACAAGGCUGGGGUUUCUCUGGGCUGGAUGUACUUGGCAAUGGGAGUAUUCAUAGGAUCGGCAGUUAUUCCCAUAGCUUUCAUGCUUUUAUGGAAAAGAGCCAACGCUUUCGGGGCAAUUCUUGGACCGGUCAUAGGAUGUUUCCUGGGAAUCAUUACUUGGUUGGGAGUCACAAAAGCAGAGUAUGGAAGGGUGGACCUUGACACAACUGGGAGAAAUGGUCCAAUGCUGGCAGGGAACCUUGUUUCUAUAUUAACAGGUGGAGCUGUUCAUGCUGUUUGCAGUUUUCUGAGGCCUCAAAAUUAUGACUGGGAGACCACUAAGAAGAUAAGUGUUGUUGAAAAGGAAAAGAGUGAAUUGCCAUAUGUGGAGUUGAAGGAGGAGAAGCUGGCCAGUGCUAGAAGAUGGAUAAUCAAAUGGGGUGUUUGUUUCACCUUUGUGAUUCUUGUGCUGUGGCCUCUCCUUACACUUCCUGCCGGGCAAUUCAACAAAGGGUAUUUCACAUUCUGGGCAGUGAUAGCCAUUGCAUGGGGUACGAUUGCCUCAGCGGUAAUUAUUGCUAUGCCAUUGAUAGAGAGCUGGAAAACUAUCCAAUGUGUUGCUCGAGGCAUGUUCACAAAUGAUAGGCUUAUGGAAAAUUUUGAAGAGUUGAACUCAAAACUUCAGGCAAUCAUUUUAGCAAUUCCGGAAGCAGAGAGAAUAUACUUACUUGAGAAAGAGAAGGACAAGAAGGAAGAAGAUGCAUUAGAUAGGGAUCAAAUAGCUGUUCCGUAACCACUCUACUUGUCUUGGAACUAUGAACAAUUUCUUCUCAACCCGGAAGGAGUCCUCCCGGUUGUUACGGCAGCUAUGCGAGGCACCAGCUCACAGCCUUGUCACCUAGACGUUUAGGGACCGUCUAGGAGACAAAUAUGCAGCAAACAAGUUGCUUCAUAUGUAUCAAUGUAUAGUAAUAUACAAAAUAAUAUAUUACAGAUUAAAUUAAAAAUAAAAAUUUGAAACAUAAUAAAAGGAUAAACUAGAUGAGAAAAUAAUGCAAGUGUACUAUAA
Cuscuta europaea is the source of this 2443-nucleotide messenger RNA. NCBI's taxonomy places the organism in Eukaryota, Viridiplantae, Streptophyta, Magnoliopsida, Solanales, Convolvulaceae. The record is from the annotation of a GenBank genome assembly.